Rotaria sordida is the source of this 687-nucleotide messenger RNA. Lineage: Eukaryota; Metazoa; Rotifera; Eurotatoria; Philodinida; Philodinidae. The record is from the annotation of a GenBank genome assembly.
AUGGCAGUAGCCGAGGUCAAUGGAGACAGCAAACUCGAUAUCAUUGUCGUAAACCAAGGUUCAACAAACGUCGGUGUUCUCUUCAACAAUGGCAAUGGUACGUUUGCUGCUCAAGUGACUUAUUCAACUGGCAGUUGGCCGUAUUCGGUGGCAGCAGCCGAUGUCAAUGGAGACAGCAAAGUUGAUAUUCUUGUCGCAAAUGCCGGUCCAGACAACAUCGGAGUUUACCUCAACAAAGGCAAUGGCACGUUUGCUGCUCAAGUGACUUAUUCAACUAGCACUGAGCCGCGGUCUGUGACAGCAGCCGAUGUCAAUGGAGACAGCAAACUCGAUAUUAUUGUCGCCAAUCAUUGGUCGUACAACGUCGGUGUUCUCCUCAACAAUGGCAACGGCACGUUUGCUGCUCAAGUGACUUAUUCAACUGGCACUAACCCGUGGUCUGUGGUAGCAGCCGAUGUUAAUGGAGACAGCAAACUCGAUAUUCUUGUCGCAAACUCCGGUCCAGGCAAUGUCGGUGUUCUCCUUAACAAUGAUAAUGGCACAUUUGCUGCUCAAGUGACUUAUUCAACUGGCACUGACCCAUAUUCGGUGGCAGCAGUCGAUGUCAAUGGAGACAGCAAACUCGAUAUUAUUGUCGCAAAUUCAGGUUCAAACAAUGUCGGUGUUCUCUUAUCUGCCUGCAACUGA